AUGCCAAACUUGAGAUACGUUCGCCAUACAUCUUCCUCUGAAUCCUCUGUCGAGGAAUCAAACGCUACACCACAAAAUCGACAGGAUGCUCGCGUUGGUCUUAUUGCAGAAUACGUCAACAUUCCUGAUAAGACAUUAAGCCCUUGCCAUUUGAGCGAGUUAAAACGCACACGCGCAUAUCGACGCACAUCGUACCUCAAUAGAGCGGAACAGGACAUCAAGAAAUUGGUUCAAAACAAACGUCGAGAAGAUUUCCGCGCAUUGCGGGAAGCACUCUAUCUGGUUUAUACAUACAAAGGACCUUUCCUUCAAACCAAGCAGGAGAAAACCCUCGCUGCCCUUUACCUGCGUAGGAAAGGAUUAGGCAAGAUGUUUGUUAAUGGUUUCAAUAACGAGAUCAAAUGGGAGUGGCUCAGCACUCGUGUUAAAGACAUUAAUAAGCAAGAUAUUACUCAUACUCCUUUACAUCAUUUGAAAACACCCAUGAGAUUGUUAUAG
Molecule: messenger RNA, 498 nt
Organism: Melampsora larici-populina 98AG31
Lineage: Eukaryota; Fungi; Basidiomycota; Pucciniomycetes; Pucciniales; Melampsoraceae
Exons: 2
Coding region: 1-498 (165 amino acids)
Source: RefSeq, a predicted model, not a curated record